AUGGCAGCUGUUCCCUGUACAUCUAUCUAUCUAUCUAUCUAUCUAUCUAUCUAUCUAUCUAUCUAUCUAUCUAUCUCAUCAGAAUCACAUAUUUUUCUACUUUUUCUAUUCAAUCCACAUUUGACAUUUUUCAUAUUUCUUUCUUUCUUUCUUUCUUUCUUUCUUUCUUUCUUUCUUUCUUUCUUUCUUUCUUGCUUUCAUUUCGUUUCUUUCUUUCUUUCUUGCUUUCUUUCUUUCUUGCUUUCAUUUCGUUUCUUUCUUUCUUUCUUUCUUGCUUUCAUUUCGUUUCUUUCUUUCUUUCUUUCUUUCUUUCUUUCUUGCUUUCAUUUCGUUUCUUUCUUUCUUUCUUGCUUUCUUUCUUGCUUUCAUUUCGUUUCUUUCUUUCUUUCUUGCUUUCUUUCUUGCUUUCAUUUCGUUUCUUUCUUUCUUUCUUUCUUGCUUUCUUUCUUGCUUUCAUUUCGUUUCUUUCUUUCUUUCUUUCUUUCUUGCUUUCAUUUCGUUUCUUUCUUUCUUUCUUUCUUUCUUGCUUUCAUUUCGUUUCUUUCUUUCUUUCUUGCUUUCUUUCUUGCUUUCCUUUCGUUUCUUUCUUUCUUUCUUGCUUUCUUUCUUGCUUUCAUUUCGUUUCUUUCUUUCUUUCUUUCUUGCUUUCAUUUCGUUUCUUUCUUUCUUUCUUUCUUGCUCUCAUUUCGUUUCUUUCUUGCUUUCAUUUCGUUUCUUUCUUUCUUUCUUUCUUUCUUUCUUGCUUUCAUUUCGUUUCUUUCUUUCUUUCUUGCUUUCUUUCUUGCUUUCAUUUCGUUUCUUUCUUUCUUGCUUUCUUUUCGUUUCUUUCUUUUUUAA
Molecule: messenger RNA, 837 nt
Organism: Acanthosepion pharaonis
Lineage: Eukaryota; Metazoa; Mollusca; Cephalopoda; Sepiida; Sepiidae
Source: the annotation of a GenBank genome assembly